CAUACUACACGAUUCUUACAAAUUUUACGAUUCAUGGCGAUGCAGCAAGUAAAAUAAAAUGGGAAGAGAUAGGGAAGAUAUAUGAAUUAAACUAUGAGCAAAUAAAAAAAAAGUUCACAGCUAUAAAGUCAAAAUUUAAUAAAUUUUAUUCCCUUUCAAAAAAAUCAGGUUCUGGUGCUGCUAUGAUAAGCAGUAGGCACUUGAAAUUUAUAGAAGAUUAUUUUUGGCUAAAAGAAAAUGUGGAAGAUAUUUGUAAGAAUGCAGAGGCAAGUUUUAGUUUGGAUCAAAUAUCUUCACAUGAUUAUGAACAAAAUAUCCAAGAUGUGGUGAAUGUACAAACAUCAUCACAGGAUUACGAGUUAAAUACACAUGAUCUUUUAACUGAUAUUGUUAAUCCUACUGAUAUAUAUGAGAAAGAAAUUUUAGAGUUAGACAAUUCUUUUAAUAAAGAAAAUAUUAAUCCAUGUAGCUCAAAGAGGAAGAAUUUAGAUACUCCUAAAUCUAAAGCUAAAAAAUCUAAGAAGUAUGAAGAUGAAAAAAUGGAGAUAUUUAGGGGUUUUGCUGCCAAACAUACAUCCCAAGGAGAUGAUCCCCAUAAUAUUAUGGGUUUUUUCAAAUCAUAUCAAGCUCCAUUUAAUAUUAUGAGUGAUAAAGAAAUUUUUGAUUUUAAAUUAAAAUUUAUAACAACAAUGUUAGUUUAGUUUAUACUGUAUUUUUUUAAUUAUUUUAUACA
Messenger RNA from Gordionus sp. m RMFG-2023, 733 nucleotides. RefSeq lists its product as uncharacterized. The transcript is spliced from 7 exons. Lineage: Eukaryota; Metazoa; Nematomorpha; Gordioida; Chordodea; Parachordodidae. The record is from RefSeq and is a predicted model, not a curated record. Bases 183 to 701 code for a protein of 172 amino acids.